Molecule: messenger RNA, 1872 nt
Organism: Trichomycterus rosablanca
Lineage: Eukaryota; Metazoa; Chordata; Actinopteri; Siluriformes; Trichomycteridae
Gene: b3gnt2a
Product: UDP-GlcNAc:betaGal beta-1,3-N-acetylglucosaminyltransferase 2a
Exons: 2
Coding region: 248-1459 (403 amino acids)
Cellular component (GO): Golgi membrane
Molecular function (GO): hexosyltransferase activity; UDP-glycosyltransferase activity
Source: RefSeq, a predicted model, not a curated record
UUGAGGGAUUUUGGUGAUCUUGGUGCGAUUUGGAGUAAAGAAAUAGAUCCUUUCACUCAGGGAAACUUCUAAUAAUAAUAAUAUAUUAAUAAUAAACAAGGACGGACUGAAGUUCAUCCACAGUGGUGUUAAUAUUUAAUUAAAUGAGGAUGUUACCAAGCUGAAGAAGACAUCUAAGUGCAAAAUGACGUGGCUCUAAAAGAUUUGCUGUAAAUUAACGUCAAACGGUUGCCGGCGUGCCCUCAGGAUGACGCCCAACUGGAAUAAGACGAAGCUUCUCGGAGUCAUGAUGACGGUCAACUUCCUGAUUUACAUUCUGGUGGAGGUGACGCGGAGCUACAGGCAGGGCGGCUUGUACGCCGGUCACCCGUACAUGCCGUCCAGGCAUUUUUGGAAGAAGCCCAAACUCAGCAAAGCCAUCUGGAAUCGCAAGCAGCAGCAUCUUGACCACAUCCACAACCCGCUGAUCAAUUCCGCCUCUUCUGUUCGACGUUUUUUGCCCCUGCCAGACCUUUUACGACCCUCGGAUCGGUUGAAGACCACCUCUUGCGAGCUGGACCUGAAUCUAUCUGCUCAGAUGGACGGCUACGCUUCCUUGCCGGAUCGCUUCAAAGACUUCCUCCUGCACAUGCAGUGCAGGUCCUACCCCCUGCUCAUCGACGCCGCCGGGGUGUGUUCAGACCCGCCCUUCCUGCUGCUCGUCGUGAAGACCCUGGCGCCUCACUUCGACCGGCGGCAGGCCAUCCGACAGUCCUGGGGCCGCGCCGGGAUCCUGGACGGCCGCCGCGUCGCCGUCGUCUUCCUCCUGGGCAGGACGUCCGCCAGAGAUCACCUCCCGGACGUCUCGGAUCUGCUCCGGCACGAAGCGCGGCUGCACGCCGACCUCCUGCAGUGGGAUUUCCGCGACGCGUUUUUCAACCUGACCCUGAAGGAGGUGCUCUUCCUGGAAUGGAUGGGCGAGCGCUGCCCCUUGGCGCGGUACGUCUUCAAGGGUGACGACGACGUCUUCGUGAACACUCGGAGCAUCCUGAGGUUUCUCGGGAGACUCUCGGGAGACAAGGCGAGGGAUCUGUUCGUGGGGGACGUGAUAAGCCGCGCCCAGCCGGACCGGGCGGUGAAGUCCAAGUACUACGUCCCUGAGAGCAUCUUCGCCGGCGUGUAUCCGCCCUACGCCGGCGGUGGAGGGUAUCUCUACUCGGGAGACGUGGCUCUCCGGUUGAGGAACGUCUCUCGACGGGUGUUGCUCUACCCCAUCGACGACGUGUACACGGGCAUCUGCCUGCAGAAACUCGGCCUGGUCCCGGAGAAGCACAAGGGGUUCAGGACCUUCAACAUCGAUGAGAAGUUUAAAGAGGACGCCUGCACCUACAAGAGCUUAAUGCUAGUGCAUCCCAGGGGUCCGAGGGAGGUGAUGCAGAUCUGGAGCUGGAUAAACAACCCAGGAUUGAACUGCAAGUGAAUUCAGCUUGGAUUUAUCCAUCUAGUCGUAUCCAGUUACCCGGUUUGCCCCUCCGACAUCUGGCAGUAGCCGACUGCUUCUUUCCACCUGGUUCAUACGGAGGUCUGCUUCGUUUCCUAUUAUACCCCAAGCCAGAAGAGGUCAUACGACCCUCCCUCCCCCGGACCAGCCAGUCCAGUCUUCGCCUGUGUAACUCGUGACACUUCGAGGAGGCCAAAUGAGGUCCAGUAAUUGGAUACGACUAGAUUGGGAGAACUGAAUUGACACUGAAUAGACUGGAAUGUAAUGAUAAACCAAGCAAAGUUUAGACUCUCCAGAGUCUAUAAUAGGACAACAUUGUACGCCAUAAAAUCGUUCUUUUUAUAGCCUCUUUGUACGCUCUUUGAACCUCAAUUAAAUGCCAAACAACUCGA